Messenger RNA from Poecilia reticulata (guppy), 2072 nucleotides. Its product is annotated as solute carrier family 22 member 13-like. Gene Ontology annotation, cellular component: membrane. The record is from RefSeq and is a predicted model, not a curated record. Gene Ontology annotation, biological process: transmembrane transport. Lineage: Eukaryota; Metazoa; Chordata; Actinopteri; Cyprinodontiformes; Poeciliidae. Gene Ontology annotation, molecular function: transmembrane transporter activity.
CACUGCAACACGGACUGGAUCCUCAGAGCUGCUAACCUGACCACAGAGGAGCAGCUGAACCUCACGGUGCCCAGGGAGGAGGAUGGGAGCUUCAGCCGGUGUCRGAUGUUCGUCCCUGUGGACUGGGACAUCCAGGAUAUCAGGGAGUAUGGACUCAAUGAGACAACAGGCUGCAGGGACGGAUGGGUUUAUGCUGGUAACAUGCUGUAUGAAUCCACCAUAGUUACUGAUUUUGAUCUGGUGUGUGGCCAGUCGAACAUGGUGGGAGUGAUACAAACGGUGUUUCUGGCCGGAAUCCUUCUGGGUUCUCUCAUGUUUGGACCAUUUGCUGAAUCGUUUGGUCGUAAACGAGCAACUCAAAUUCCAGCAGUGAUAUUGUUUGUGUUCACCUUGACAACAGCUCUGUCCCCCAGCAUUUACUUAUAUUUAGCGUCCAUUUUCUUCAUGGGAGUUGGAGCUGGUGGAUAUCGAGUUAACUGUAUUAUACUGUCCACUGAAUGGAUCGGCGUAUCCAAAAGGUCCUGGGGGGCAUGUGUGACGCAGCUCUUCGGCUCGAUCGGUCAGUGCGUCCUGGCUGGUACCAUCUACGGCAUCAGAAAGUGGAGAGUGGCUCAGCUGAUUGGGGCAGCGCCUCUUGCAGUGGUUAUUGUCUACAUAUGGUUCAUCCCAGAGUCAGCCAGGUGGCUGUUAAACAAGGGACGGACAGAGGAGGCAAAGCAGCUCAUUGCCAAAGCAGCAGCCAUUAACAAACAGCUGGUCCCUCACUCUCUGCUGGAAAAGGUUACAGUGAACACAACCCCAAACAAUGGUGGCAUGAAGAUCAUUUUUAGGUCCCCACUACUCACCAGAUAUUUCCUUACUGUUGUACUGGCUUGGUUUUCACUGAACCUUUGCAUCUACUGCCUGUACUUAGACAUGGGAAGCCUCGGCUUUAGCAUCUUUUUGACCCAGUUCCUCUUUGGUGCUUUUGAAAUACCUGCUAAUCUACUCUCCAUGUGGCUGUUGGAGAUUUUUGGGAGAAAAGCGUUAUUCAUAUUUACCCUGGCAAUAGGAGGACUAUCAUCCUUGCUCAUUGUGGCUGUUCCUCAAGAACAUGCUCUCGCUGUUACGUCUUUGGCUGUGGCCGCUCGCUUCUUCCUGGUCUGGGGUGGUUCUGUAGCAUGUGUCUACAUCCAGGAGUUGAGUCCAACAUCAGUUCGACAAACUGCCACYGCUCUGGGCUCGAUAGCGGCAAGAGCAGGAGUGUUACUGGCUCCGCUGCUGAACAUGCUGACCGUGUACCACUGGGUCAUCCCCAUCGUCAUCUCAAGCAGCCUGACAAUCAUCGGCGGAGUCCUCGGCUUCCUACUCCCAGAGACCAAGAAAACUGAGCUUCCUGAGACGGCUGAAGAGGCUGAGAAAAACAAAGUCACACCAUCAGAAUCCCAUUUACCUUCUGAGUCGACCAAGUUAUGAACUUUUGCCUGUCUACCUAUUUCAACAUACAAUACUGGCAACACCCAUGGCAAAUACUUACUCUGCAAGAACAGAGAUUUGUUCUUUUACCUGGGGUUGCAAGAACAAGAGCUGAGUUCUUUGUGGCUCAAAUCCAGAACUCCUGGGAAGCACACAACCUUCCUGUUGCUUUACCUCUGAGCUAUACAGUCUCAGUUGUUUUGCAAUCAGCAGGUUGAAGGUUUGAUUCCAGCUUUUGCCUCCAGCCAAGUUACCUACUGAUCUGUUUAUUGGUGUAUAAAUGUGUAAAGUUCUCAGUGGUCAGUAUGACUGAAACAGUGCUGCAUAAAUUUACGCGUCUUCCUACUACUCAAGCACAUCUCAAGGAAAAACUGCCCAGAACGAACUGCAAGAAUUAAAUAACUCUGUUCAUGUGGAAUACUGUAUAUUGGACUUACUUUGAGGAGUCACAGAUUUAUAAUUUUUUUCAUAUAUUUCCUUCAAAAUUAAGAUUUUUAUCUUAUUGCUAAAUUCUUUUUCAUUGUCAAAAUCAGCAAAAUAAGCGCAGAUGUGUGUAAAAUGCAAAUUUCAUUGAUUGUAACACUCGCACGUCACCUUUAUUAGCCUGAUGCAAACUG